Messenger RNA from Cydia strobilella, 8801 nucleotides. RefSeq names its product protein ovarian tumor locus-like (gene otu). Gene Ontology annotation, molecular function: cysteine-type deubiquitinase activity. The transcript has 14 exons. The coding region runs from base 231 to 2729 and encodes 832 amino acids. Gene Ontology annotation, biological process: protein deubiquitination. The record is from RefSeq and is a predicted model, not a curated record. NCBI's taxonomy places the organism in Eukaryota, Metazoa, Arthropoda, Insecta, Lepidoptera, Tortricidae.
ACCGCGAGAUCGAUUUGUAAAUUUGCACGUGUUGUAUCGUAGACUGCAAAACAACCAUUAGCCAUUGCCAGUCAAUAGCUACGAUAUGGAUUUAAGAAAACCGAUUUACAUUCUAAUUAGUGCAUUUUGUUCACUUAAAGUGUUAUUAACGUUCGCGACGGCGAUGUGUGUAUAGUUAUCAGCCGCGUCAUUUGAUUUUGUUUACCUGCAGAUAGUUAGCCGUAGAUACAAUGUCGCCUUCACCGAUUCGGUGCCGCGGCCCCUGGAAAAUCCACAAGCGCUCGUCUGAGCCGGACCGCUGGCUAGACGAGAUGGGGUUUUUCAGGAAGCACACGGCUAGGGACUCGAGUUGCCUGUUCAGGGCCGUGUCUGAGAACAUCUUCAACACACAGCGAUACUUCCACAAAGUUCGGCUCGAUUGCGUACAAUUCAUGGCUUCACAGAGACAUCUGUUUGAAGGGUCAUUGACUUGUCCUUUCGAAAAUUAUCUCAAAGAGAUGUCCAAUCCUUCUGAGUGGGGUGGACUCAUUGAAAUAUCUGCUAUGAGCCACUUGUAUAGACGCGAUUUUGUGAUAUAUGAAGCCAACAAAGGCCCGCAAACAAAGAUUUGCAAUGGUUACGGAGACACCAUAUUUCUGUUCUAUUCACCCGACACCAAGCACUUUGAUGCGGUGUACACAAAAGAAUUCAUUAAUACAUCCUCGUUUUGUCAAUCACUAGUAUAUGAAAUACUUUAUGAUGGAGUGUAUCAACUGAAAGACCUGUCCUAUGCGGUGGAUAAAAUGCUCCAUGACAAAAUGCCCACCAAUCACAUUGAGUACUUCAUGUCCGAGAAUGUGGAACGCCGCAAAAAGAAAGAGAGGGCCAAAAUCUUCAUAGAAUCAUCCACUGAGGAUGACAAGGACAGGAACAAUAAUGCAGUGGCCUUGAAGUGUAUGCACCACACUGACAAUCUAGAAAGAUCCAGCUUGUUGAAGGAAUCCUUGAGCAUAUUUGUGUUUAAUCGAAGCCUCAUUCAGCUUGAAAAUGUCUGCAUGAACUGCCUCAAUGUUAACAGCGCUAAGGACUUACUUGACAAUGGUAUAACACCAUUCCCGUACAAGGUGGCUAAAGCUUUGGAUCCGGAUAUAUACCGAAACAUUGAAUUUGAUGUUUGGAGUGAACUCAGAAGAGAGUUGCGUUAUGGGACCAGAUAUUCAGAUGGGACAACUCUUCAAGUUGGCGUGAAAUGCUUGUGUAGGUUGAAAGCGGAUCAGCGUGAUCCAUACCACUGUCAUAUCCAGGAAAUGCGUCCGGACGGAGGGCCUUGCCUAGUGUUCAUUGAAGAGAUGGGAGAGAAGCGAGUGGUUAACUAUGACCAGUUGGAGCCCCUGUCAGUGUCUGAGGCUCGGCCGUGGGCGCCGCCUUUUCGAUACUCGCGGGCCAGCCACCUACCAACAUUGAGCCAAAUGUUGCAACAGAUAGGCAACAUCACACGCAAGCCAGGUCUUACCAAGACCCGCAAGAAGGCCGACGACCCUAAAAGCCCUGAGAAGGCCAAGAGCCCCCCAAAACUGCAGUGGACGGAUGAAGUACUGGAGGAAAACCAAUACCAGACGAAUAUCAAUUUUUCUACGUACCAACACUUGGAUCUUGCAAACUUUCAACCGCUGUCUGUUGAAGUAGAAGCGCUGCCCCUGAUGGUUGACUGCCGGCCCGGCGCCGCCGCGCCGCACGAGCUCGCCCACUCCAACGGCGACAACCAUGCCUCCGUCAACCAGAGUGUGGGCGAGGGGGGCGCGCACGGGCACGCGCACGGCGCGUCGCCGCCGGGCCCGCGCACGCCUGCGCCCGCGCCGCCCAUGACGAGCUACUCGGUUCCAAUAGUGGGCGGCGGGGUCGGGGUGGGGGUGCCGGUGAGCUCGGGCGCGUACGGGUACGGCGGCUGCGUCAAGUCGCUGGUGUGGUGCGCCUCGCCGCCGCCGCCGCCGCCGCCGCAGCCGCCCGUCAACCCGCACGUGGUGAAGAGCGUGCAGCCUAAUGGCGCGGAUUUGCCUAUGAACGAUAUCCCGACGCUGCGCUACUACUUCAACCUGGGCGUGGAGUGCAUGUGGGCCGCCUACGGCGCGCCGCCGCCGCCCAGGCACUACUCCCCCAGGGACCUCGCCAUGGACAUGCAGCAUAUAUCCUUGCAAGACCGAGCACCCAGUGGAGGGAACAAUCAACAUGAACACAAGCACAAGUCCGACAACAACAAGCCACCCAUGCAGGGCAAGGGCAACGGACAGCGACCAUUGCUAGGACCCAGAUUCAAACGCGGGAAUCAAGACGGAUCAAUGAACAACCACCAGAACAAGCCGCACAACAACAACGUUUCCAACAAGGGACCAAAUAACCGCCGCAGCUCCAUGGGCGAGCCGCGCUACGAGGAGGCGGGCGGGGGCGGGUGCGGGGGCGGGGUCGGGGGCGGGGUCGCGGGGGUCGCGGGGAGCGCGGGCGGGGAGCCGGCGCUAGUGCCGCUGCCGUACAUGCCGUACCCGCCGCCCAUGUACCCGGUGCCGUACUACCCCGUCGAGGACCCAGCAAUGCUGGGCAUGAUGGGCGGCAUGGGCUACGUGAGCUACGAGGAUUCUCUCCCGCACUACUACCCCGCGCCGCACUACCCCCCACCCCUGCCCCACCCCCACCCCCACCCCGCACUAACACCCCCCAACAUGCCCAACCUCGCCAUGCACGAACAUCACAAGUAACUGCCACGAGUAACCAUCACAUGAUUAGUGUUGAAGCCUAAGGUCAGUCCUGCUGUUUACCCUUUCACCGCCGAAGACGUCAAUUGACGCGCAUUCUAUAUCACCUGCUCGUUCACUACAGAGAGUGCUCAGUUCCUUUAGUUCAGUUCGGUCGUUGAACUUGUUGAGAGUCGGGAAUGAAUAGGAAUCGAUUUUGCAUUCGAUCUAUUCCAAUCUUUGGUAACUAAAUUCAAGUUGUACAUGAUUAUGUCAAAAAAAAUGAAAUAUAUAGAAAAAUAUAGUUGGUCAAACCAAAUUGUCAGUAAAUAAUAACAAAAAAAAAACUACUCAUCCUUUUCUUUUGCGUGCUAGUACUAGUGUAAGACAAAUAUAGUAUGAUUAUCUCUGUCUAUGUUUGAAAUGAGACAGUCCUUUGACAAACUAUAUUUGAUUUUCCUUCAUACUUUUACAUACACGUCGUUCUAUGAUCUCGUUCGCACUCGUGCUAGCGAUAUUGUGAACCGUUUCGUUCCGUCCGUUUUCUGUUUCACUCAAACGCUCUCCAAUCCCACUGAGCUAAAGGAACUAAAGACCGAUUAAGAGCACGCUGAAAGAUUUAGUUCAUUUCGGUCCUUCACGGGAUUUCAUUUUUAACAUUCUUAACAAGUUCGAUCUUGCUGUUUGUGAGGUACACUCAACCAAUUUCAUUCAUUCGCCACUAUAGAACCGCGUCAUAAUGAAUCAGUUUGUCUUCUACGAAAGUGCUUAUUGAGUGAUGUAUGUCAUGUGUAGUUAAAGUUCUAUAGUGGCCUAGGAAUCAAAUUAGUUGGUACGUACAUAUUUGCCGACAGUUUUAACGAUUUGCGAACCGAUGGCCCACAUGGCCACAAUCGUGCUAGCGGCUUUUUUGUGAAAUCCGAAAACAUUUUAUGAAGCUAAAAUUUACAAUAUUUGAAACCAACAACAGACUAUAUCGCUCAUAACUAUCAGUCAAACACGUAUCAUACACUGUUUUACACCAACAAAUUUAUAGCUUUAUAAAAUGAAAUCCUGGACGCACCUUUUGAAGUCCUAGGCCUCAUAGGGUGUUUUGUAAUGUUUUAAAAAAUAAUUACAAUACUGUUUCAUAAACCAGGGUUUACCCAGACUAAUGACAAGGGUUUCAACACUAUGAUUCUGCCUCAUUUAAACGAAGGGCAUCCUCCUGACACCUAAAGUAUACUUUAUCCUUUUUAGUGACAACAUCAAAACACGAACUAUUUUCUAUUAUAUAGUCACAGAAUAAAUAAUAGUACCAACUAGGUAAAGAAGGUUCACUCUCUAACAAAACGCGUCUAUUACGAGAGAUACAAGCGCAAGCGCGAGCAAGUCCCAGUGGCUAGACACCAAAAUUGGUGUGGGCCGCAUGUACUUGUAGCGACGCGAAAAAAUCGCGGAAUGAGCCACACAUGCUAUAGUGUUCGAAAAUGUAUCCACUUUACAUUGCUCAAUUUGAUUUCAAAACAAACGAAAAUGAAAACGAUUUCAACAAUAUUGUUUAAAUUUAAAAACACGUUUUGUAUAUUUAGCGUCAGGUCAGGAGGCUUAAAUGUAUUCCAUAAGUUACAUAAAGUAUACUCCCAAAGACUAAUGAAGAUCUACCUUAAAAAUAUCCCUGUAUUCGUUUUUAUUCUAUAAGUAACGUAUCUUACAAUCUUUAUACAGAAUGACAUUGAAAACGUGUUGAAAACAAUUAUUUCAUUAAUCUAAAGUUAUAUUCUGUAAUAUUGUGUACUAUUGUUGACAAUAAUUUUAAAAGAUUCGUUCUCGAAAGUGAUUUCCGAAAUUCCGACCACAUAUGUCAUCCUGUAUAAAUUAUAGCAUAAUUAAACGUUCGUAGGUAACACUCAAUUGUUCAUAGUCUAGAAGUAGCUUAUAUAAGUGUCGUGAUAUUGUGAUGUAUACAAACCCCUCGUUCGAAUUAUGUCAAUUUUAUUAACUGCACAUUAUAGGGUUAACUUAUAUGUCACUACGAAAAGGAAUGCUGUAUAGCAAGAGGGCAGGUUAUCCCUUCAAAUUACAUUUUUUGGCAAGGCAGCUGUAACGAAGUUCAGGGAGGUUCACUUAUUGGCGUAUUUUUUAAAAAAUGUGAAACUAUUACUUUAUAUAAAGUCCAAAAAAGGUAAAUUUAGCCUAAUGCUCAAAUGAAUCUCAACUAUUUAAGCUUACUCGAUUAUUAUAACUGAUCAGAUUGAUAUCUAAAUCAGUAUAUUGUAGAUUACAUGAAAUAUCUUGCGAAAAUACUGACCAGGGGCCUGUUUCUCAAAACCUUGUAACUUGUAAUACAAGCAGGGGCCCGUUUAUCAAAAGCUUGUAGCUUGUAAUACAAGUGGAAGUCCCUUUCUAACACAAGCUGUCAAAAAAGGACUUCCACUUGUAUUACAAGCUACAAGCUUCUGAUAAACGGGCCCCAGAUGUCACUUAUUGACAGCUUUUGUUAGAAAGGGACUUCCACUUGUAUUACAAGCUACAAGCUUUUGAUAAACGGGUCCCUGGUCACAUGUAUUAAGCAUAGUAGAAAAUUACAUCUGUUCAUCUUGCCGAGCUUGGCGCGACUCCAUAUUUUAUGUCGCGCAACGUUUGACAAGAUAUAUGCUAGACGUUUUUGGAAAUCUAACGCAAAUAAGUGAACUCAGUGCAAUGUUAUGUUGACAACGAAAUGCUCAUCGAAUUGGUAUAUGGUUAUUUGUGACUUUGUGAGUCGUCUUAGACGGACGACCCAAAUGAGGCCCUACGAAAAACGAAGUAUAAUUCCUCUUUAUUAUUCAACACGUGUGGAGAUGGGAAUAAGGAAUACAUUUUUGGAAACAGCGGGUUUAUUUCCAGAAUAAACCAAAUUGCAACUUCUAAUGGAUAUCGUUUUUCAAGGUGCCAAAAGCAGCAAGCUUUCGAAUCGCCUUAGCCGCCGAAAUAUCACGAAAUAAUUGCUAAAAUCAUCAUAUUUUGUUAUUUAGAAACCUAACUUUUGAACUAGCGAAAAUAGGCACUUUUUGAAGUUAAAUAAAUAUUAUAAAGGAUGUAAGUAUUAUAAAACUUUUUAAUAGCCUCCAAAUAAUCAAGAUGGUAUGUAAGCACAGGUUCGAAAGCUUGCAAACUACUACGCCGCGUGAUUCUUGGAACAAUGUCAAUUUAUACAAGCUAUUAAAAAAAAAAUUAAAUUACUAAUGUCACGCGUACAGAGAUAUGAUAUGAAUACCCGGCGUAGUUGUCUAGGUGGUGUAAGAGCAAAAAGUGUAUGGACUUAGAACAAAUUCAAAUUUUGCUCUUACCCUAUCAAUCUUUUUUUCUGUUAUUUUGUUGGCAACAAGUCUGUGACGUUUUUUUUUCUUAUAACGCUAAAAACUGUCUUCGACAUAAGCUUUCUGGUAAAAUUUUAGCUAGAUUUAAAAAAAAUGUUUAAUGUCUAAGAUAAUUUUUUGUGUGAUAUACUCUUUCCAAACGUUUGGUUGUAUUUGUGUUUUAAAUGAUUAAUACCUCACUACUCAAGAGUUUAAGAAGGCACAACACAAGGUUUCAUACACUUUAAGUGUCAGAUUUUUUUAUGGAACUGGGAACUUCACGCAGAUGGGUUUCUAAAAUAAAUAUUGAAAACCUGGUUUUCACAGACCCUGGUGCUUUUGGGUUCUUUCAAUACAGAAUCACUAGCAUAUUCAAUCCUGAUGAUAAACAAAUGUCCCAAAAAUUUGUAUGAAAAUUGUACAUUCCACUACGUCACGCACAUACAAAUGAAUUUUUUUUUUCACACUAAAACGUGACGUAAUGGAAUGGACAUUUUGGGACAUCCUUUUUUAAUGGCAGGAUAGAGAAUGCUGUCGAUUCUAAGUAGAAUGAGCCCAAGAAUAUCCAGAUUUGAAAGAAUCAGGUUUUCAAUAUUUAUUUUAGAAAACUCCGAGAUAUACAAACGCUUGGAAAGCGGUCUUGUUGUUACAUUUUGUGUUGUACUUAAAAGGUGUUGUAACAGUUUUGUAGACUCGCACACUUGACAAUGUUUGAUGAAAUCGAACGAGAGACUGAAGGCCACGCCCCACUGAGCCUCCAAAUUUGUUCCGAAUUUAUUAUCGAUUAAGUGUUCACUGGUGCUGCAAAAUUGUCAAGGUUGACAGGGUUUUUGAGAUAUUUUUGUAUGGAUCGGCAUUUAGGACGCGUAGUUUUAGCGUUGUACAUCAUUCCUUAAUGUAAGGUGAGAAUGUAAAGUAAGCCAAUUUAAUUGUAGGUUUUACGCAAAGUUAAGUUUCUAGUGUAGAUUAGUAUUAGCGCGGUUGGCGACCCCUCGCUUCGCUACAAAACAUGUUUUUUAUAGUAUAUGUUUUUACGCAGUACGCCGAAUUUUGCCUCUUUAUGUGUAGUUGUUACUUUUCACUCCAUAGUGAAGUGAAAGUUAAAACAAGUUAAAGUUAUAAAUCUGAAUUAAAAAAAAACAAUAAAUCAGAUUCCAAAGACAACUAGGUUUCGUUAGAUACUACUGCAGCAAGCAUGUGUUGCACAUUUGCGGAGGUACAUUUCAUGCCAUAGAUAAUAAAGUCCUAUUGGAUGCAAAUUUUACUGUUAAGCUGUUUUUAAGCCUGUAUGGGAUUACAUGGCUAUAAACAAUAUUAAAGAAAUGAUUGAAAAUAACUGCGAAGCUGGGUGCCACCCGCGCGCACCUGUACAUUUCGUUCGGCAUUUUAUUAAGUUAGAAUUAAGUCUCGUGUGAACGACAUUUCAAGGCGUCACAACUAAAUUCCAUAGCAUAGUUACACGUUGUACCGCAUUUACGAAUCUCCGCAAUCCAGUAAGUUAGAUUAAAAUCCGAAAGUGUCCUAUUUUGAUCUCAAGUCUUGAUUUUAAACCUCGGUGCUUGGGUAGACAUAUUUUGUAGCAUUUUAAACUAAUGUACGACGAAUUUGAAGCUAGUCCCGGUGUCAAACUCACAUUUUUAAACUAAUUUUCAAAAUACCAGCGACACGUAUCAUCAGAUGACCAGCAUUACCAACACAAAACUACCAAACCAGAUUUCGAAUACCAAAGAUACUCUAGAAACUGGAGAAUGUGAUGGACACCUAAAUGAGAAAUCUGGUGUUUUGCCUAAAGUGCGGUGACUGAACACGAAAAGUUUCGCACGUUGACCGACGUCCUUGACGACCUGCGACAGCAAUAAAAUUGUACGCGAGCGAAAGAGACAGGCCAAUGUACGCAAUUAAAUACUCGUGCUCGGAGAUUGUACUAUAGAAGUCAAUCUGAUGAUUUGGUAUCUGGUAUUUUAGGAGGCCGCAGGCGCUUACGUUGCUCCACUGAAUAAAAUUUAAAAAAGUAUUUUUGUAAAGUUUAUAAGAUUUGGCUGUGAUUGGUAACUCCGGAAGGGUGUGGAGCGACCGGCGCUCGACAAACACGUUUGUGGAUAAUCUAUACACUCCUCUUCGACUCGAUUGACUAAUCUAACUAUCCGCCCACGAUUUUUGAUCCAUAUUUUAUGAAUCCUCCAUAUUUAUGUCUACGACUAUAUAUUAUACCUAAAACAUAUAUAUAUAUUAUAUAUAUAUUAACGUAAAGAAUACGUAACUAAAUCUUAAUUGUUUGUACAGAGCGUUGUUUAAAAAAAUAAAAGUAAAAAAAAUAAGUGUAGGUCUCUUUGUAUAAGUAUAUUAUGUAUGUGUGAUGUUUCAUGUAAAGUCGUUUUGGUGUCUCAGUAUUAGUUUUAAAUCACUAGGAGUUUGAAUUUAUGUUAGUUGUUAAUUAAUGUUUACGUAAUCAUAGACUACUUAGUGUUAUUUUUUAUUUAAGAGUAACUUCAGUUGCUUUUUGCAAAACGCGCAGAGGCGCCAUAUUUUUUGUUUCCGCCAUAGUUAGUAAUGUUUGUGCCAAGAUUUGUGAAAUAACCGACAGAACCGACCAAUACUCAGUGUGACUGCCAAAUAACAAAAUUGUUGUAAUAUCAGUUUAUUCUUACAAUAAAUAAUGUUGUGAAUACUAGAUGUACUUCUGUGUACUGAGCUCAAAGUUCGCGUCCGCUUUUGGGAUGUUUGUAUUAAUUUCUUUCAAAAUUACAUCAAAAUUAAAGUCUACUGAUUUGUAUAA